UUUUAUUGACAUAGAACUAACUGAAGCACAAGUCAUAUGACUGAAAUACAGGUACAUGUACUAGAGAUAAACUACCUUAGAUAUAAUAUGACAAGUUUUUAUGUUUACAGGUUUAACCAUGGCCACCUCAAGUGAUAUUGAUGAAGAGAGUUAUAAGGAGGUUAUAUGGAUCAAAAAGACUGAUAAACCUAAAUGCCCCUGCCCAGUUUGUAAUGAACUGUUUGAGGUGCCACAACAUGGAGCAAAAGGGCUGAAAGGGAAUUAUAUUCUCAAUGGUAUGUUGGAGAUCCUGCAGAGAAAACUAAGGAAAGAAUCCCCAUUGGUGGAGACAAUCAAUUGUGAUAUCUGUAUUAAAGAGGAUGAGACAUUGAAAGCAGAGUUUAGGUGUAUUGACUGUGCCCAGAAUAUAUGUAAACAUUGCAAGCGAGCUCAUAACAGUAUAAAAGCAGUGAAAUCCCAUAAAGUGAUCCCAAUUACUGGAGAUGAAAACGUUGACUCAAAAAUGAUUCUAGACUCCAUGUCUCAAAGAUCAAAAUUCUGUCCAGAUCACCCUGAAGAACAGCUGAAAUUCUACUGCAAAAGCUGUAUGGUUGUCCUCUGUAUGCAUUGCUGUGUCACAACACACAGUGGCCAUAAGUGUGAGGAGUUGGCCAAAACUGCAAAAUCUGAUAUUAACCAAAUUGAAACUCUCAUCAAACUGUACAUAGAGCAAGAAAAUGAAUUUGAUAUGGCAAUUAAGCAGCAAUCACAGCAUAGAAAAGAUGAGCUGACAAAAGCUGAAAUUGUAAAAACACAAAUUGAAGCAUCAAGAAAAGCCCAUAUUGACAAUGUGAAUAGACAUUAUGAAGACCAGACUCUUAAGAUACAGACACACAUAAAAGUUCUUAAUAGUGAUAUUGAUAAACUUGAACUUGAAAAGGGAAUCAUGAUGAGCACACGUAAUGCCCUGAAUGCCCAAAAACAAUAUGGACACCCUGCUGACAUCAUUCAAAUGCGCAAAGAUGUGGCAAAGAAAAUACAAGAUCUGACAAAAUUGCUGAAACAAUCCAAAUCAGAAGAACUUAAUGAACAUCAAACAAUAAUGACAUUUGCUGAAGGAAAAAUAUGUAAAGAAAGCAGUACUUAUGGAAUUGUAAAGAUUCUUCCUAAUAUGAGAUCUGAAUUGUUGUUUGAUACAGAUGAAGUCUAUAACUUAAAUGAUGUUGCAAUAUCAAAAAAUGGAUGGAUCGUAAUAGCAGAAGGAAAGAAUCUUCACUUUCACAACUCUAAAACACUUCAAAGAGAAUAUUUAGGAAGGGAUAUUAACUGUAGUAGAAUGUGUUUCUCAGAAAAUGGCAUAUUUGGAAUCACAAAGGACACCAAUAAAAUAUUUCUUAUAAACAAAAGUCAAAUUACACAAGUCAAGAUUCCUGAACUAGCUACCAAUAAUGAUUGCUCCAUAGCAAAACGCACACAAGCAAACCACAUCAUAGUAGCAAACAACAAUGGAUGUAUAUCAAUAGUUGACUACAAGAAGAAGAGCAUUGUAUCAUCAUUCAAGCAUGAGCACAUAACUGAUUGGAUUGCUACUAAUAGUCAAGAUCACAUAAUCCUAUCAGAUUGGCAUGGUAGCAUAGUCUAUUGUAUUGAUGCAAAAGGAUAUAAUAUCUUCAAGUAUGGACAAAAUCAUCCUACAAAAUACAACCUGUACCACCCUGCUGGUGUUUGUGUGGACAAAUAUAACAAUAUUGUGAUUGCAAGUUACGGUUCCAACUCUGUACACCUUAUCAACUCAAGUGGGCAUUUCAUCAAAGAAAUUGUCAAGGUGAAAAAUCCAAAAGUUGUAGCAAUAGACAAUGAAGGCAAGCUCGUUUUGCUUACAGGUGAAGGCAAGAUACACAUCAUUGAGUAUCAAUAAUACAAACAUGUGGCAGUUCUCAUUCUGUAGUGUGAAACAGAAACAUUUGCAAUAAAUACUAGGACUACCUGGUUGUGUCAAAACAUUGAUAUCAGUCCAAAACAUAAUCAAGUGGCUCACAAUGAAAGGACAAAAACUGUUUCACUGUAAGGGCUAUUCAAUCUUGAUGACUUGAUGUGGUUGUUUUGAAGGGAGAGUGAUGAAGUCAAGAUUUUAUUACCACCAAGUUUUUUUGACAGACUUAAUGCUUUGACCCAAACCUUGAAACAAGAGCAGAGACCAUGAGAGAGAUGGAACAAUAAAGAAUUUUUUAAAUAUCAUUCAAUUUUGUGUUGCUUAUGGAAUUAACUAUACAAUGCAAUAUACCCUUGUAUCUCCAUAAGCUCAUAAUAGCAAAGUAACACUUUUU
This is a messenger RNA of Owenia fusiformis, 2306 nucleotides long. Lineage: Eukaryota; Metazoa; Annelida; Polychaeta; Sabellida; Oweniidae. The record is from the annotation of a GenBank genome assembly.